GUGAGGUCAAGCCUCUGUUUAAACCGAAAGCAGAUUUUCAUGAUCAUGAGAAGAAGCUAGCUUCUGUUCAUUUGCCAGGACAUCAGCAAUAUUAUGGCGAGUUCCCACUCAGAUAUAGAUUUUGACCUGGUGAAAACUCUCGGGGAGGGAGCCUUUGGUAAGGUGUACUUGGUUACCGACAAACUCAACCCGACCAACCAGUAUGCCAUGAAGGUGAUAAACCUGUCCAAGUCUCCUGAAGAGGAGCGGGAAUUAGCUCUGAAGGAGGCACGACUGCUGUCUGACUUUAAACAUGACAACAUCCUACGUUAUGUUGAGUCAUUUGAGGAGGCAGGAGCACUUUGCAUCGUGACAGAGUUCUGUGAUGGUGGAGACUUGAGCCAAUAUCUGGAGGGCAGGAAGGGCAAAGCAUUACAAGAAAACAGGAUCGUGGAAUGGUUCCGAGAAAUCAGCAGUGCUCUGUCGUAUUUGCACGGCAGAAAAAUCAUCCACAGAGAUAUGAAGACCCAGAAUGUGUUCCUCACAGGGACAAGGAAGAUUGCUAAACUAGGCGACCUGGGACUGGCCAAAGUACUUGAGCGACCUAAUGCCAAGGCUGUCACUUUCUGUGGAAGUCCAUACUACAUGAGUCCAGAACUCUUCGCCUGUAAACCUUACGAUUCCAAGAGUGAUAUUUGGGCACUAGGAGUGUGUGUUUAUGAGAUGGCAACUCUGGAGAGACCAUUUGAUGCCAUGUUGAUGCAGCAGCUUGUAUUUAAGAUUGUACAUGGUCAGUUACCUACCAUGCCAAGUGGUAACUACAGCCCUGAACUGAUUACUGUGAUGGAGAAGAUGCUUCAGAAGGAUAGUGAUGAUCGACCUUCAGCAGAUGACCUUCUGAAUGAUCCAGUGUUUAAAAACCAUACUCCCCCCCAGACACCACCUACACCUUCAGCCAAACCAGUGCGCAAAAUGAACUGGUUGGAAGAAUCCCUGGCUCAUAGAAAUGAUGCUGAUGAGGGAAAAGGAGCAUUUAACAUGGAAAGUCUCGUGUCAACUCUGACCGAAACACACAAACAACGUAAACAGAAAUUAGGAAAAUCUAUAAUAGCAUCGUCUCAAGUUGACAACAAGAUUAUGGCAUCGACUUAUGCUGAAAAGUCGUUUGAUAAAACCUGUAAGGACUUGUCUAGUUUUCGUAAGGACAAAACUCUGAAGUCUGAUAUCCAGCUCUCAUCAGUAACAUCAGAGGAUAUGGAAGAAACUUUGGCUGCUGUGGCUAAAGGUCAACCCAAUCCCGCCAAGAUGUUACAACUGGUGGUGAGGACACUCACACAGAUAUUCCCCAAGGGUACAGGUGAUGAAGACAAUGAUGAGGGAGCAUUGGCCUUUAUGGGGGAUGAUAGUAACCAGCUGGAUCCAGAAACCAUGCUGCUCGGCCAGAUUGCUCAGUUACAACGACAUUGUGUGCGUAUGAUGGGUGGUGACCUUAACAUGUUCCGUAAGGCAUAUGAUAUGCUUAGUCACACAGAUGAUGAUAUGAAGUUGGAGGAGAAGCUGAUAAAGUUCCUCAGUCCCCAGGUAUUUGGAAUGUGUGGGGUACAGCUCUUCUACUGCAAGAACUUUGAGUACAACUUACAGAAGUUGCGCGAUGGUGGCCGAGGUACAACAGAAGCCUAAGACAGAAAGGCAAGGUCUGCUCCAGUGGGUCUGCAGCCAAACUUAUUGAAUAUGUUGGGUCUACUCCAGUGGGUCUGCAAGCAAACUUGUUGAAUAUGUUAGGUCUACUGCAGUGGGUCUGCAAGCAAGCUUUUUGAAUAUGUUGGGUCUACUCCAGUGGGUCUGAAGACAACUUAUUGAAUAUGCUGAGUCUACUUGCUGCAGUCGGUCCACAGACAAAUUUACUGGUAUGUUUGGGUCUGUUGUAGUGGGACUGCAAGCCAAUUGAUAUUGAAUAUGUUGGGGUCUGCUUGCACCAGUUGUCUCCAGACAAACUUAUUGGUAUAUUGGUGUCUUCUCCAGUGGGACUGUAGGCAAACUGUUAUUGCAUAUGUUGGGGUCUGCUUGCUCCAGUCAAUCUACAGGCAUAUACCGUUAUUGACUAUGUUUUGGUUUGCUCCGGUCAGUCUUCAGGCAAAAUACUGUUAUUGAUUAUGUUUGGGUUUACUUCAGAGGGACUGCAGGCAAGCUAGAAUAUCAUAUCAGGUGAAUGCAGGGAUUUAAAGCAUAUUUAAUUGAUCCAUUCUUCUAUUAUAAUAACUUUUAAAGUUCCAAAUGGUUAGCGAUUUAAAAGAUUUUAUAAAGUCAACUUUGCUCCUAACAAAAUAAUGUCCACUAUGAACAGCACUUUGUUAUUCCCAGAUGAGUGAUUCUGGAUUUAUAUGAUGAUAUAUAUCAGGUAGUGAAAUCAAUCAGGUCUUUGUUGUUGUCAAAACUUCAUUUUUUCUAGCCUCAUCAUUUUCUGACUCUUGACUGUAUGUGGUAUUCUUAUGUGAAAAUUGUACAGAAGAAUUCAGAUUGACACCAGAUAUGUUUGAGUGAUAUGUGUAGGAAGUCAAUGUAUCACAAGGGCAAGAUAUUUAGGCCACUGGUCUGAUUGCAACUGCCAAAACAUCAAUACAGACACAGGGUACUGAGUUUAAGGAACACUAGGUAGGUCAUGUGCGGGAGUAACUAGGGUACAUUACCUGAACUAGUAAAUAGGAAGUAAAAGUUAUCAUGUGACCACAUCUCAUGGACCUGAUUGAAUGGAGCUGUGCUUAUGUCCUAUAGAAUGAUUCCUUAACUAAUUAAAUGGUUUUAAGCUUACUGGCAUAUUUUUCCUUUAUGAAAAUGCUACUUUUCAAAUUCAUGUACAUAUCAAGGCUAUUUUUCUAACAGAUGGAAUUAAUGCGAUUUCUCCACUUAGGAGAAUCAGAAGGCGGGGGAUGCCAUUUUUACUAAAUACUUUGUUGUAUUAAAGUCUGACUAUGUUUAGCAGGAAAGGUUGGCUGUGUAAAUCAAAUCCUCUGAAAAAUUGGACGUGAUGAGUUGUUGAGCAAUAUGCCAGUAGUUUAUGUUGAUAAUAGUCCAAGUUGUACAUGCAUAUUUCCACGUUAAUAUUGGCUGGGAACUGUGUUGGCAUGCUAUCAUGUCCUAACCGUUCAUCAGAAAUUUGAUUUAUUAUGAGCAAAAUAUCUGUGCAUGCUCAAAACACAUGUAUAAAGUUUGAGAAAGCAAUUCUUUUUUAUUUUUCCCUUUAUCAAUAAGGAGUUCUGAAAGAAGUCUAGUAGCCAUUCAGUGCACUGCAGUCCUAAAUUUGUCAUAAUACAUGUGGUAGGGGGCUAUCAACCCGGUCAACUGUGAUAUAGUAACUAGAUUUACUUCAUAAUAUGGGAUUAUACAGUUCACUGAGUGAUGAUUUAAGGUGAUUAAUAUACAUCAUAUGAAAUCACUACACCUUUUCUAUUUUUUAUUCUUACAUGACAAAAAUAUAUAUAUAUUGUGUGUGUCAGAUUUAAUCCUCAUUGUGUAUGUCAAGAUUUAAAAUCACUUAUACAGAGGUCUUAAGUUUUAUAAUUGAUUUGUCAAUUUUUAUAUUUUAUCUGUGUGCCAUUUUUAAUGUAUGCACUUUUACCAACAGUCUUGAUUAUAAAGAGGUGAUUGACAUAUCAAUCUAAUGUGUUUCUUAGAAUUACAACUAAUGAAUGACAAAAUAUGUAUGUCACAGGAAUUGAAUAUGUAAGGUUUUUAAUAUGUAUAUAAGGUGUUGAAUAUGUAUAUAAGGUGUGACAAAUGUAAAUUAUAGAUAGAAGUGUUGAGCUUUUAGAGACUUGUUUAUUACAUCCUGUUGUAUCUGUCCUUGUUAACCGUGAGUGUGUGUAUACUUGUCGAGUCUUAAUUAAAGUCAAUAUACAGUCAACUUCACUGAUAUCAAAUUUCUGAGGGUCAUGAGAAACAUUUCCUAAUUAUAAUAAAAUAGUACUUAGCUGUUGUUGAAGUUUUCUUGUUCCUGAAUACAUUGUUGCUGAUUGCAUAUACACGUAUAUAUAUAUUUAGUGAAAAAUUAGAGUAUAAUGUCACCUUACUAACUUCGACUAGUGGGAAUUUUCCUUUAGCCUAGUGGAAGGAUGUUUGUCUUGAGAGCGAGAGGUCGCUAGUUGGAGCCCCAGCGCAGGCGGGGUAUUUUUCAUUGCUCUUUCCUAUUGCAGAUAUAUAUAUCAUAUGCAUAGGAUCAUAAAUGAGUUUUCAUUUCACAAGAUUUUAUGAAAUAGUCGUAGAAGUUUUUAUUUUUGCAAGCCUUGGCAAGUAAAAAUUAAAACUUCAAGACAAGUUUCAUUAUACCUCAUAUGAAGUGAAAACAAAUUUAAGAUACUUUUUAUCACUAUGGAAACUUAAAUUCUGACAGGUCAGAAUCAAAUGGAGGCAUCCAUUUUGUAACUUCAUUUUCAAUUCAUGACAUAAUUAAUGUUGUUGUCCCUGUUAAGACAAUUGAUUUGUGGCUGAAGCAGCCAAUGAAACUCCAGGGUAUAUUACACAUGGACUAUAAAUAUAAAUUCACUGGAUAACAGUGAUUAUGUGAUCAGUGUUAUAGGUACCUUGUAUAUAAAUCCUUAUCAUUUAUUGUAAAUAAUGAUAUUGUGAUAACAGAUUUCAUUCAGAGACCUCAAUAUACCAGUAUAUAUAUAUGGUAGUCUAUAACACGUGCGACCACAGCACUAACUAUGAACAGAUAUUAUUAUGGCUUCUGUUCAAUGCGACCAAUUUGUGAAGCUAAGAUGCAUGUACCUGCUAUAUUGAGCUUUCUGUUUGAGUUGAUGAAUUCUGGUGAAAUCCUGAAUAAUCUGUAAAGGUUUAUUCCCUCAUUUUCUGUACCAAUAUAUGAAUGUUUGGGUGUUUUAUACGGUAAUGUUACUAGUUGUAUAUUUAUGAAGAUUAAAUUUUAUGUCAAAAUUAUUUGAUUUGUUUCUUAAAACUCAUUAAUAAAAUGGAACAAGAUGUAUUACAUAACCAAGAUUUGUUACAAAUAUAUUGUAUUUGUGCAUUUUGUGAUAUUAAUUAUUUCAACUCCAUGAAUAUUUAUGUUUUGGCCAUGCUUGUGACAACAUGAAAUUAAAAUGUUGAGCCAAUCACAGUUCCCUUAUAGAUUUCUAUUAUAACUGUACAAUGUUUAUGUGAGGUAUGGUUUUGUGUUACAGUCCGAUUGUCUAAUGAAUAUUUUUUGGAACCCUGGUGUUGAGAUUAUUUCGUGAUUUACCUGUAUAAAACAUGGCCAUGAAAUAUUUGUACUGGAUAAAUUGCCUGCCUGCCUAUUCUCCAAUGAAGUUAAAUUCAGAUAUACAUGAUAUGCAACCGUUUGAUUUUGUGGCACUUCUAGAGGAAGCCAUUUUGGCAGAGUUAGAGAUUUAGAUUAAUCAUCAUCAUCCUUAUGAUCUUCAAAUCAAAUAGUACAUAAUGGCUGGUAUAUAGCCUUGUGGUCAGUAUCUGCAACUAACAUCAAAACUGCCCUUUUCAGUUUGAAUAGCAUUUUGAAGAAUCACUCAAUGCUUUGAAAGUUUUGAAAUAGCAGUGUAAUAGUUAAGCUUUAUCAUAUACCCAAACGUUCCAUGUAGAAAGUUGUUUGUGAUUGUUUAUAUAAUUUAUAUAUAUAAUCUUUAGAGCAGUUAUACAAUUUCAUUUUUUUUUUAAAUUUUUGUGAAGUUUCUUGUUUUUAAAGAUAACACUACAGGUUGUAAAACCUGACACGCCUAACUAAAUAUGCAGUCUCGGGCUCGUUUCAUUGAUAUUCCUUCAUUUAAUGUAAUAUUUCUAGAAAAGAAUCUUCAUUAAGAAGCCAUCUUUAAUACCCGUAAUGCUUCCCUAAGGAAAAUUUGAAGCUAAGGAAUGUUGAUGAAACUGAGGCCUGGUAUAACAGGGAGACUGUCUUUUUAAUACAAGACUUUUUAAGAUGAAAUGUUUGCUUGAAUUAUAAGUUUCUGAUGUUGUAUAUGCCAAGAUGACAGAUCCGUGAAAUGGAUACAUUUUAAUAGUAUAUUGUAAUAAAAUGUGAAAAUUACAA
Molecule: messenger RNA, 6016 nt
Organism: Pecten maximus
Lineage: Eukaryota; Metazoa; Mollusca; Bivalvia; Pectinida; Pectinidae
Product: serine/threonine-protein kinase Nek6-like
Exons: 11
Coding region: 94-1659 (521 amino acids)
Biological process (GO): protein phosphorylation
Molecular function (GO): protein kinase activity; ATP binding
Source: RefSeq, a predicted model, not a curated record